Molecule: messenger RNA, 1845 nt
Organism: Menidia menidia (Atlantic silverside)
Lineage: Eukaryota; Metazoa; Chordata; Actinopteri; Atheriniformes; Atherinopsidae
Source: the annotation of a GenBank genome assembly
AUUAGUCCUAAUCAGAGUAGAAUUUCAUCAGUCGAGAAUAAGACGUUCCCAUAAUUUACGUAUCAUAUUCCAAGUGAAAGAGAAUUAUGUAUUCCAGAUUAGUUCAUUUCAGAUAGAUUAAUUCAUUACUGCUUUUAUACAAACACACUUAAGAUGUAUUUCCUGUGUUUUCCUGCGUGAGAACGUAUGCAGGAAGUGGAAACUCUUUCUCUCCGUUGAUUCGGUUGUGGGCUAAAUGAGUGAAAAGGGACGGUAAUUUCACUCAUUUAUUUCUGGCUUUGGAAGAGGUAUUCAGUGUCACAAUGGAGAACACAUCUUCUAACAGGGUUUUGAUAACUGGAGGAUGUGGCUAUUUUGGAUAUCGCCUUGCCUCUGCAUUGCAUAAAAAGGGAGCCAAAGUCAUUCUUUUUGACACCGCCCCUCCAAGGCAAGAGGGACCAGAGGACAUCGUCUUUGUGCGGGGCGAUAUUCGGGACUAUGCGCAGGUGGAGGGGGCCGUGUCGGCUGGUGUGGACUGUGUCUUCCACAUCGCCUCCUACGGCAUGUCCGGGCGGGAGCAGCUGGACCGGCAGCUCAUCGAGGCCGUCAACGUUCAGGGCACGCAGAACAUCCUGAAGGCCUGCGUGGAGCACGGCGUGUCCAGGCUGGUCUACACCAGCACCUUCAACGUGGUCUUUGGGGGCCAGGUGAUAGAGAACGGCGACGAAAGCCUCCCUUAUCUACCCCUCCAUCUCCACCCCGACCACUACUCCAGAACCAAGUCUCUGGCCGAGAUGGCGGUGCUGGAGGCCGACGGCACGGCGCUGAGGGGCAGCUCCGGGGCGCUGAGGACCUGUGCCCUGCGUCCAGCAGGUAUCUACGGGCCAGGGGAGCAGAGGCACCUGCCCAGGAUAGUCGGCUACAUAGAGAGCGGCAUCUUCCGGUUCGUUUACGGGGAUCCCAAGAGCCUGGUGGAGUUUGUCCACGUGGACAACCUGGUGACGGCCCACCAGCUGGCCGCGGAGGCCCUGACCCCAGAGAAGAGGCACCGCUCCGGUGGACAGGCAUACUUCAUCUCUGACGGCAGGCCGGCCAACAAUUUCGAGUUCUUCAGACCUCUCGUGGAAGGCCUGGGCUACCGUUUCCCCAAACUGCGCCUUCCCAUCUCUCUCAUUUACUUCUUCGCUUUCCUCACCGAAAUGAUUCACCACCUCGUCGGCCCCUUCUACAACUUCCAGCCCCUGCUGACUCGAACAGAAGUGUACAAAACCGGCGUCACGCACUACUUCAGCAUGGAGAAAGCCAGAGCCGAACUAGAUUACGAGCCUCAGGGGCACAACCUGGACGAGGUGGUGCAGUGGUUCAGAAGCCGAGGCCAUGGGAAGAAACGUCCCAGCUCCCUCAGCAGCAGAUUCUUCCUCGACAUCCUGUUUGUUUCUGCUCUUAUUGCCGUGGCUCUAUCGUUUCUGCCAGUCGUUGGCAGCUGAUGGAAAAAAAAUGUCAUUCCGAUGUCUCGCUGAAUUAAAAUGGCCUUAUAAAUAGAUAGACUCAUUUUUAAAAGUAUGGGACCACCACAAGGUCUUUUCUCUGACAAUGUCCAGUAAAGCAAAACAUGCCAUUUUGUCCUUUGUAAAGACUCUACAAAUGCUACCUCUUUUGCUUCCAACAGUUUGCCUUUUAUAAGAAAAAGAUCCAUGUUAACUUACUACAUGCUACACUUUUGUGCCAUCAUGUUAAACUAUCACAUGAAAGAAAUAAAGCCUGUACAAAAAGCAUCCAAAUCUUGUUCUGUUUUUUUUAAGCUAAGGAUGGACAAAAAAUGUAAUGUGUCCUCUAACUCGAAAUGAUUUGGUCCUUUGUAAAAUA